Messenger RNA from Oncorhynchus kisutch (coho salmon), 4261 nucleotides. It is a transcript of the gene fan1, whose product is annotated as FANCD2 and FANCI associated nuclease 1. Gene Ontology annotation, cellular component: nucleus. Lineage: Eukaryota; Metazoa; Chordata; Actinopteri; Salmoniformes; Salmonidae. Gene Ontology annotation, biological process: interstrand cross-link repair. Gene Ontology annotation, molecular function: 5'-3' exonuclease activity; 5'-flap endonuclease activity; flap-structured DNA binding. The transcript has 14 exons. The record is from RefSeq and is a predicted model, not a curated record. Bases 377 to 3589 code for a protein of 1070 amino acids.
GAUUGCUCUAGCGUUGCGCGCGAACCCGGCUGUUCUGUAACGACAAAAACACGGGAUACUCAAAGAGCUUCAUUUCUCAUCUAAAACGCAAAAUAAUUAUAUUAUAACACAAUGCAUAACCAGUAUGAGCGUUUCUAUAUCAUUGCCUGACGCCUGCAAAGGUAACGUGAAGAGAGCAAGAGAACUAGCCAGCUAGCUAACGUUAGCUCAGCCACGCAUUGCACAUUCUAGAUUCAUGAUCGGUGGUGAACGGCACCGGUGACACUGAUUGGUGGUAGACCUACAUUUGCAAGUUACUGUCAAGAUAGCGACAUAAUAGAAUAUCAGCCCCUGUUUUUUGUAGACAAAACGUGAAAACAACAACAGUUGAAACAUCAUGGCAGAGAAAGGAAACAAACCCAAACAGAGAAGCCUCUCAAUAACGAAGAGGAAAGGAUACGUCGGUAGUAAAGAUGGUAAGAAGAGUGCCAAUGCAUGUCCUGGUACAGCCUCCAUCUCAUCAUUCUUCAACAACGCCCCGCCACCUAGACUGCCAUGUCCUCUGUGUGGUCAGCUAGUGCCACGGUUCAGGAUAAACCAACACAUUGACUCACAGUGUCAGAACUUUCAGAGGGAAGAUGGCGCAUCCAUUGAUACUGCUUCAGCCUGUAACAUUGUUACUACAACAAAGCUGGCAUCGUCUCACUCUCCUUCCAGGAGAGCCAGUAAGGACCAUGAUCCAGACACAGGGCCUUCCUGUCCAAAGGAGGAAAAGCCUCAGCGAGAGGCCAACACCAGCCCAUACUUUAAAAAGUCUGGUGCUUCUUCUUCUUCUCAGCAGGUAAACACCAGAGAGAUGAGCAGUAAGACUGUAGUCAGGCCCAUUGACAUAUGUAGCAGGCUGUCCUCUAAGCUCUCCAGGAGGGGCUUGAAGCAAAGGCUGAAGUCUCCUGAGGACAUACAGUCGCAGGUUGAUGACAUCAUCACCAUCCAGGAGUCCCCAGAGAGAGACAGAAGGUCUGAGGAGCUGAGCAGCUCUCAGAAGGAGAACCACCUCCCUCAGGGAUUUGGUGACCAGACAACAUGCUUAAUGGACACAGAGACAACAAAUGUCACAGUGGAAAGUCACAGUACUAUUUCACUGGGCAGACCUCAGGUAGAAAGCAGAGAAGAAACUUUAGAAUGUUUAGAAUCCAAAUCUGAAUCUAAAUUAGAAUCAUUGUCUCCGGUAGUUUCUAUGGCCCCGCAACCUCUGUCCUAUGCUCCAUCCAGACUGAACAAGAGGAAGAAAGGAGGGAAAGCGGAGGUCUCUGUUAAAACACAGAGGAUGUCUACUCGCAGCAAGAAAGCCAGAUGUGAGAAGAGAGAUGGUGAAGAACCAGAUGAUGACCUCACUAGAAACAAACUCCUUACGUCAACAACAACAACAGCUGAUGAUGAUAAGCAACACGGAACAGAAGAAUCUUCAACUGGUAACUGUGACACUCUUUUGAAGAGCAGCACAGAGGUGCCCGAGGAGGAGCAUCAGAGAAGAAAAGUAAAACUAGAGGAAGAAGGAGAACAAGAAGAAUCCACAGUGACCGGUAGCAGUGAUCAGCUGACAGAGCCUGACACAGACAGAGGAACUGAUAAGCAAGAUUCCGAGUCACCGCGGUUACCAUACUACCUGGGUAACUUCCGGACCGUGCUAGAGGCAGUGCUGGAGAAUGAAGACGAUAGGAUGCUGUUCAAUCAAGAAGACCUUUCAGCCAUACACGGCUUUGAGCGUCUGUCAGUGACAGGACAGAAGCUGUAUGUGAGACUGUUCCAGAGGAAACUGAAGUGGCUCCAGGUCAACAAGCUAAACUAUAAUGAGAUUAGCACUGACCUGGGACCUGUAGCUCAGGAGCUGGUGGAAGGAGGUUUCCUACAGACAGACAGUGACCUCCAGGAGCUUGGGGAGGUGCUGGACCUGCUGCCCGCCCCGGAGCUCCGUAGCCUGGCUAAGACGUUCCACUUGGGGGGUCCUGGGUCUGGUACCCAGAAACAUCAGCUGAUGGAGGGACUCCUGAAGCUGAGCAGACAGAGGUCUCUGUUCGCCCUGGCCCCUGGACAGAACAACAUUGGGACUGUCAUACUAAAGAGGGCGAAGCAGCUAGCUGGUUCCUGUGUACGUCUGCAUCGCGGCCCCAGGGCUGUGUUCUCUCGCGUCCUCCUCCUCUUCUCCCUGACAGAUGGUCUGGAGGAGGAGGAGACAGCCGGAGGGGGUCAGGGUCAGCUCUACACCAUCCUACUGGUCAACUCUGGCCGACUGGCCUUCCCUGACUACACCGUACAGCGCAGAGCCAAACUGUUCCUGGAUAGAGAAGAUCUUAUCAGGUACGAGGCGGCGAUGCGAGCGCUGCAAGAGGUGAUCACAGCCAUGCAGACCGGCCACUGGGAGGACGCUCUGGGACUUUACACUGCAGCCAAGACGACCUGGCAGGAGACGAGCAAGACGUACGACCUCAGCCACCAGGAAGAGCUGCCAGUGUUCCUGCGCUGUUUCACCACAGGGUGGGCCUACACACGCAUCCUGUCCAGGGGAGUAGAAGUACUGCAGAGAUUACGUUGCUACAAGGAAGCGGUGAAGGAGCUGCGCUCACUAUUGUCCCAGUCAGUCUACUGUCCAGACAGCCGGGGGCGAUGGUGGGACAGACUGGCACUCAAUCUCCAGCAACACCUCAAACUACCUGAACAGGCUAUCAGCUCCAUCAGAGACGGUCUCUCUGACCCCUUGGUGAGGACAGGCCACCAGCUUUCACUCCACCAGAGAGCCAAUAGGAUGAAGGAAUCCCCUAGCUACAAGAAUUACCACCCUGUACUCAGUGACCUGCCCACCAUCCACGUCAACGAUGUCACUCAUGUCACUAUCCGAGGGCAGCUCUUCCCCCACGAGGGGGGGACAGGGAAGAAUGUGUUCCUCAUGCCUGCUGAGGAGGGGGCAGAGGGAGGAUACUCCACUGUCAUGUGUUCUGUGGAAGAGCUGUCACUGGCACACUACCGUCGGCAAGGCUUUGACCAAGGGAUCCAUGGAGAGGGCUCCACGUUUUCCACUCUGUUUGGUCUUCUGUUAUGGGACAUCAUUUUCAUGGAGGGUAUUCCAGACGUCUUCCGGAAUCCCUACCAGCCCUGCCCACUGGACCUCUUCACAGACUGUUUCUAUGGGAACCGGAGGGAGGCGAUAGAGACGCGUGUGCAGGUGAUCUGUGAGGCGUCCAUUGAGACGCUGCACAACCUGAUGGCCGAGGCCUGGACCAAUCAGGAGGGGAAGAUGUGUUCACUGGUCAACUGGGAGCGCUUCUCAUCCCUGCAGCGGGCACAGAGUCUAGUGUCUUGUCUGGGUGGAUCGUUUCUGGGAGGGAUGAUCACUAGGAUGGCCAAGGACUACAGACACUGUCGAGCAGGACUGCCUGACCUAGUGGUGUGGAACACAUCCAACAACACCUACAAGCUGGUGGAGGUGAAGGGCCCUAGCGACAAACUGUCCCAGAAGCAACAGAUCUGGUUGGAUGAGCUACAGAGACUGGGGGCUGAUGUAGAGGUUUGUCACGUCACUGCCACCGGGGCCAGAGGAGCUUGGCUGGAAUAGGACUGAUGAGCUUGGCAAACACCUGCCUUGACCUUUGACCGUCUCACUGAAGUACAGAAUUGAAUGAUUUUUUUUUAUUUUAUAAAAAUAGCACUCUGUACAGUUUGUUGCAGGACAGACAAGGUUGAGGGGGGAAAAAAAACACAAUGCGCUUUAAUGACUGUAUUUGAUACUAUAACUGUCUAAUAUGUAAAUAAAAUUAUCUCUAAUACAUGUAAUAAUUGAAUGUUGAAUGUGAAAAUGUUAGCUUUCUUAGUGUCUGGUGAUGCCUGGGAAAAGUAUUUUUUUGUCCUAUUUAGUCAGCAAUGAGUAGAAGAAUGACCUGAACAUUACAUGAUGGACUUGCGUUAUACUUUUUGAAACAUUACCUGAAAUAUCUGUUACAAUAGUUGGAAUUGCAUUCAGUUGUACACCUGACUAGGUAUCCCGUUUUCCCAAUCUGUCACUCCAUAAUGAUGGGGGAAGGGAGAAUCCUCCAUCCCUACGUCUGACGUCGGGGCGUGAAAGAGAGGGCAGGCGAGGAGAGGAAGCUGCGAUCAACAUAGGCAGGGCGUCUGAGCCUAAACAAGGACAAAGUGAUCACGGUAUCAAUGCUCUAACAAUGGAUUUAGCAGAUAUGCAUGUCGUCAAAUUCUUCUGUUUCGUCUACUUAAUAAAUUACACCCAGGGUGA